Messenger RNA from Guillardia theta CCMP2712, 717 nucleotides. RefSeq lists its product as hypothetical. The record is from RefSeq and is a predicted model, not a curated record. The transcript is spliced from 11 exons. Lineage: Eukaryota; Cryptophyceae; Pyrenomonadales; Geminigeraceae. Bases 1 to 717 code for a protein of 238 amino acids.
AUGUCUAGCGUCGUCAUCUCCGGGUGGCUGUGGAGGAAGAAGACCCGCCUCAAGAUCGCUUCUUGGACUAGCGUGCAGUGUGUGCUGCGAGAGGACGGGAGCAUGCAGCUGACACAGAGGAGAUACCUCUCAUCGGUCACCAAGAAGAUCGACGUCCAUUCAUUCAGGCUGUUGCAGAGCCCCAGGGACCUCGAGGAAACCGAGCAGACGUUUGGAGACGAGAUCUUUGUCGUUGCGAAUGAGAGAAAGCGAUAUGUAUUUCGUACCAUGAACUCCGCGUAUAGAGACAACUGGAUCUCAGCUAUCCAGUGUGUGCUUCAAGGACGGCAGGUCUCGUUCGAUCCUGUCUACUCAGCCUUGUCUCCCCGGAUGCUGAGUAAACUGAGGGAAUGGGCGAUGAAUGUCUCCAAGGGAAGAAGAGAGUAUGAAUCAGCCUCGUCCCAAGAGCAGCCGCACAUCUCAAAUCUGAUCCACCCAUCCAAGGUCUCGCUCGCGUUAAUGUAUGCGCUCAAUUGUGUUGGUGACACUAUGGGCGAGAAGAAGGGCAGCAGCAUGGAAAGAAGCGUCGAGCAUCCCAUUGUAGUGUACGAGACCAGAAACGAGGAAGGAUCAAGAGAAGCAAGUCAUCUCAGCAGCGUCAAGAGUUUCUUGAGUAGAGGGACGAUGCUGUACCGCAAGAAGGGGACAAGUCGAAACAAGGCAAGGCACUUGGAUUGA